AUGGUGGUGAGCACGACGUUCCUGGCGAUGGGCGGCUCAGUCUCCCUCCACAGCGAAGCAGAACAGCCUCUAGUUGCUCGAUCCUUGGUCGCCAAGGCCUCCGUCGCGAUCUCCCGUUCCACCGCCGGGGUGAAGCGGGACACGGAAGGGAGCAAGCAGAAAAAACUUGCCUUUCUCGAGAUCGAACGCAUCGCAGAUAUCAUCGAGGACUUCAAUAUGGUUCUGGUUAUUAGAAUUGGCUUGAAGAUGGGAAAAAGGAAGAUUGCUGCUGCUCAAUGCAGAGACACCUCUAGAAGGAUGACAUUUAUGUCAGUGUUGUUUUGCCUUCGUGUAUUUGCUUUGCUUUCAGCCAUGUAUCUUGCACAAAGGCUCCACAGGUGGGAGAUGUGUGGACAAGUGAAGGUGGUAUUGAAAAUUGAGAGUGAUGAAGAUCGUUUUGUCCUGCAGCUAAGACUCUGA
This is a messenger RNA of Musa acuminata AAA Group (dessert banana), 459 nucleotides long. RefSeq lists its product as uncharacterized. Lineage: Eukaryota; Viridiplantae; Streptophyta; Magnoliopsida; Zingiberales; Musaceae. The coding region runs from base 1 to 459 and encodes 152 amino acids. The transcript is spliced from 6 exons. Gene Ontology annotation, molecular function: peptidyl-tRNA hydrolase activity. The record is from RefSeq and is a predicted model, not a curated record. Gene Ontology annotation, cellular component: mitochondrion; cytosol.